GAGGCUCGGCUGGAGUCAGGGCUGUCCGUCGUCCCCUCGAAGCUCAUGCAGAACAACAACAACAACACGGCAGUGUGCAGUGGAGCGAGCCCAGGACACGCGGAGGAGUCCAGCUCUGCGGUCUGUGACGGUGUCUGUGAUGCUGGAGGAUCCAUGAGAGCGGCCUGUGGAUCUACUCUCCAGCAGCUGCACACAUCCAGCAGACAGAUGAGGGAUUAUAAGACGCCCAUCGUGCUGGACACAGGGUCUGGUCUGAUGAAGGCUGGGUUUGCAGACCAGGACCUUCCAACGACUGUGUUCCCCACCGUUAUCGGCCGUCCCAAAUAUGAGGAGGUAAUGAACAGCAGUGUGGACCGAGAGCUGUAUGUGGGGCAUGAUGCACAGCACAUGAGAGGAGUACUGACCCUGAAGUAUCCCAUCAGAAACGGCAUUGUGACCAACUGGGAUGAGAUGGAGAUGAUCUGGCGUCAUGCGUUCCAGCAGCUGUGUGUGUCUCCGGAGGAUCAUCCCGUGCUGCUGACUGAAGCUGCCAUGAACCCGCUGCAGAACCGCCAGCGCUCGGUGGAGCUGAUGUUUGAGGUCUUCAGCGUCCCGCUCGUCUUCGUGGCCCUGCAGGCCGUCCUGGCGCUCUACGCCUCGGGACGAACCACCGGGGUGGUGCUGGACUCUGGGGACGGUGUCAGUCACACUGUUCCUGUGUUCGAGGGCUACUGUCUGCCUCACGCCGUGCAGCGCUUUGACCUGGCCGGAUCCCACGUCACCCUGCAGCUCCAGAAGCUGCUGCUGGAGCAGGGUGUGUGCAUGCAGACGUCUGCGGAGCUGGAGAUCGUGCGUGAGAUGAAGGAGAGGUGCUGCUGUGUGGCGCUGGAUUACGACACCGAGCUGAAGAGCGCCUCAGAAGUGAACUACACGCUUCCUGACGGGCGGAUCGUCUCGCUGGCCUCCGAACGCUUGCGGGCACCGGAGAUCCUCUUCAGGCCCGAGCUGAUCGGCCGAGAUCAUUAUGGGAUGCACGAGAGUGUCUUCAGGUCCAUCCUGCAGUCAGACAUCGACCUGCGGCGCAGUUUUGUGGGAAACGUCCUGCUGUCAGGAGGGAACACACUGCUGCCGGGGCUCCCUGUGCGUCUGCGGCACGAGCUGAGUCUCCUGUGUCCCGUGGAUCUGAGCGUGAGCGUCAGCAGCCCGAGUGAUCGAGACUUCUCCGUGUGGCGCGGCGGAGCGACGCUGGCCAACAUGGACGACCUCUGUGACGCCUGGAUCAGCGCAGACGAGUACGAGGAGUUCGGCCCACAGAUCGUCUUCAGGAAGUGCUUCUGAGCAGUCACCCAUCUUAAGAUGCUUUUAACACUUUUAGACAGGGUUUUUGUUGUUUUGGGUGCUGUGGAAGGUAUUAAUGGUGCCAAGUGUUGAUGUGAGUCUUGCAGGACUCUUCCAGAGCAUGUGUUUUUAGUUUUCAAGAGAAAAAUGACCUUUUUGAGCUCUACAUGCAUACACUGGUUGUAUCAAUCAGAUUGUUUGUCUCUCUGCCAUUUUAAUUAUAAUCUAAUCAAUCAAGUUUAAUAUGUAAAUGUGUAUGUUUUAAUGUCUAUGAGAUCUAAACGUGACCUUUUCAGUGUUUUGAUGCUUUUCCCGAGGCUCCCAUCACAGCCAUUACUUGCGUCUGUAAUCCCAUCUGAAUCUGAUUCACAUUGACAGUGUGCUGGAUGUGCUACAGAUCCAUCAUGUGUUCCUCAGCUGUUCCUCAGACACCGGGGGGGUGUAUGUGUGUGUGUGUGUGUGUGUGUGUGUUUUUUGAUUUUUGCCGAGCAAGAUUUAUUUGAUUUGCAUGAAUCUCACUUCACAUCUUUUGAUUUUGUAUUUCCACUUGUGUGUUUUAUCUGAGGUGGUUGAG
This is a messenger RNA of Carassius carassius (crucian carp), 1891 nucleotides long. RefSeq lists its product as uncharacterized. The transcript has 8 exons. The record is from RefSeq and is a predicted model, not a curated record. The coding region runs from base 46 to 1317 and encodes 423 amino acids. Lineage: Eukaryota; Metazoa; Chordata; Actinopteri; Cypriniformes; Cyprinidae.